AUGAAUACUAGUAUGUAACCAAAAAUUGCACAUAAAUAAUCUUAUACUAACUCUUUUAGUUGACUCAUCUGACGUUAAAGUCAUUAAAAAAGUUUUAAAUGGAUAUGUCGGUUUUGCCAAUUUACCAAAACAAUGGCACAGAAAAUCAGUUAGAAGAGGUUUUAAUUUAAAUAUUAUGGCAAUUGGAGAAAGUAGAUUAGGUAAAUCAACAUUAAUAAAUACUUUAUUUAAUCGUGAAAUUAUACCAAAACAUCAAAUUGAUGAAUUCGAUAAUGAUGAAGAUGAUGAAACUGAAUAUCAAAAUGGUAAUCAUGAUCAUCAAACUGCUGAUGAAGGUGAUGUUCAAGUUAAAAUCAAAUCUACAUCUGCUGAUAUUGAAGAAGAUGGUGUUAAAUUAAAAGUUUCAAUUAUUACAGCUCCUGGAUUUGGUGAAAGUAUUAAUAAUUCAGAUUCUUGGAAACCAAUUGUUGAUGAAAUUAAUCAAAGAUUUGAUUCAUAUUUAGAAGCAGAAUCAAGAAUUAAUAGAACAAAUGUGAUUGAUAAUAGAAUUCAUGCAUUUUUAUAUUUUAUUGAACCAACUGGUCAUUCAUUAAGAAGUUUAGAUAUUGCAAUUAUGAAACAAGUUCAUGAAAAAGUAAAUUUAAUUCCAAUUAUUGCUAAAUCUGAUACUUUAACUUUUGAAGAAAUUCAAGAUUUCAAAAAAAGAAUUUUAUUAGAUAUUGAAUAUCAAGGUAUUAAAAUAUUUAAACCAUUAAAUUAUGAAAUUAAUGAAACAGAAGAUGAAGAAACUUUAUUAAAUACAAAAGAAAUUAUUUCAAAAUUCCCAUUUGCAGUUGUUGGAUCAACAAAAGAAAUUACAUUACAGGAUGGUUCAGUUGUAAGAGGUAGAAAAUAUCCAUGGGGUAUAAUUGAAGUUGAUAAUGAACAACAUAAUGAUUUUGUUAAAUUAAGACAACUAUUAAUUAGAAAUUUCCUUGAAGAAUUAAAAGAUUAUACAUCAAAAGUUUUAUACGAAAAUUAUCGAAGUGAAAAAUUAAAAAAAAUGGGUAUUGAACAAGAUAAUAGUGUAUUUAAAGAAUUUGAUCCAUUAGCAAAACAAGAAGAAGAAAAACAAUUACAUGAAGCAAAAUUAAGUAAAAUGGAAGCAGAAAUGAAGGCAGUAUUUCAACAAAAAGUUUCAGAAAAGGAAAAAAAAUUACAAAGAAGUGAAGCUGAUUUAUUUGCAAGACAUAAAGAAAUGAAGGAUAAAUUAACAAAACAAAUCAAAUUGUUAGAAGAAAAGAAACAACAAUUGGAAAAACAAAAAUUAUUACCACAAGAACCACAAUCACAACCACAACAAAAAUCAAGAAAGGGAUUCUUGAGAUAG
This is a messenger RNA of Insectozyma verbasci, 1369 nucleotides long. NCBI's taxonomy places the organism in Eukaryota, Fungi, Ascomycota, Pichiomycetes, Serinales, Debaryomycetaceae. The record is from the annotation of a GenBank genome assembly.